CACCUUUCUAAACUCUAAGCAAGUGAUAUGCUUCCUUCAAACCGAUGUACUAAAAGCUUUUGCUACGCUUAGCCAAUUUAUAAUUCCUAUAAAAUUUGAUAAUUAUCCAUCUUUGUAAUCGCGUUUAAAGUUUAUAACCAUGCGAUAUUUAUCUGUUCUAUUUUUGGAACUACUAAUGGUGCGCACAUAAAGUUUGAGUAACUUUCGCGGAUUCGGCUUUGACUUGGUAAUUUUAGCACCUUUUCUUUCAUAGUUGAUAAUUCUUUUUGGUUUUAAAAUCUCCUCUUAAUAUUGACACGUUGGCACCAGUAUUUAUAAAUGCCUUUACUUUGAGAUUGAUAUUUUGACCUCUUGAUAUUGAGAAGGUUUUCCCUUGUGGGAAGCAAACUGUUCGUUCACAUCAACUCGAUUUAUAGACAGUUUGAUUUCUUUUGUGACUGAAACCAUCCUCUAGUCAUUCAUUAAAUUUAGGUUUCAUCAUUGUUUUGGUGUCAUCGAAAUUUUUGAUUCCUUCGUUCUUGACAUGUUUCCAGGUAUUUUGCUUUGGCGGUACGUAUUGUCGACGAUUUAAUUUUCCUGGUCUUGUAGGUGAGUUAUAAAAACGCUUAUUUUGUUUCCUUCAUGGUUUUAAAAGGAUCUCCCUUUUCAAUAUUAUUUUAUUAUAAACUGUUUUCGAUUAUGCAUUUUCUGACACAAAAACGCACUAAUCUUUAUGUUUGUUUCAGCGUCUGAACUUAAAAACCAUCUCUGUAUUCUUGAAAAACGAAAUCAGAAUUAUUUGCUUUAUCUAUAUGUUCAUGUAGAGUUUUUAACCAAGAGUCAUCUUGACCGCUGAGAAAAACUUUUUCAAAUACAUUAUCAAGAGUUUUCUGGGCUCCCGGUUUCUUAAUGAUCUCUUUAAUAUGUUCCCGAUGGUGAACUUGCAAAUUGAUUUUUUCACGAUCAGUCGGGAAUACCAAAGGCACCGUUUCGUAAACGGUGAGCAAAUCUUACAAAAAAUCGUUCAGUGCAUGCUUAUCCGGCUUAUAGAUCGCUAGUUCUUUCAUAUUUAUUCGAUAUAAAUAUAGUUUAACUCUUUCGCCAUAUAUACUUUCUACCAUUUCGAUAAGGUCAAUUGGUUUCUCAGAGAUAAGUCUUCAUCAAUUUCCAUUCAGCUCAUUUUUUCUUCCAUUCUUUCUUGAGUUAUUAAGGUGAUCUGCUCGGUUAAAGCAUUUAUUUACUUUUGCAUAUGGCGCAUUUGUUUUUCCAUUUGCUGAGCGAUGUAUCGCUCCCAGCGUUUUCGGAAUCCAUAUACAUGUCUUUUACUUAUCUUACUCAAGUUAAUAUUAAGCUAUUUCCACCCUUCAGAUUGGAAGACAAUAUAAGCAUUCAUUAUUAAAAAAUUGUUACAAACUGCUUGGAAACACUAGAACGGCAACUCGUUGUAUUCUUAAUAUAGCGUUUUUUCACCCAAUUCCUUCUUCUAUCGUCUCGUGAAUUCCUAUAACCUUGAUCUCACUAGCAUUUUGAGAACUAUGAAUAAAUAGUUUUCAGAUUCGAAUGGUUGAUUAAUACGAAUAUAUAAUUUUCUUAAACGAAGGCGGUUCUUCUUUAUUGUUAUUAUUAUAUGUCAUGUAUUUAUAUAAGCAUUUAGGGUAGGGUUCUUUUGUUGUGAGCAGUCACUGUUUGGCGAAUAUUCACAAGAGACUAGGUGAUGCCCUAUUUGAAUCUUCCUUGAACCAACUGAAACAAAAAUGGUAAGAGGCCCCAAAAAGCACCUGAAGCGUGUGGCCGCACCUCACCACUGGCUUUUGGACAAGUUAUCCGGUACUUAUGCUCCUAAGCCUUCUGCUGGUCCUCAUAAGGCACGUGAGUGCCUUCCCUUGAUUGUUUUCUUGCGCAACCGUCUCAAGUAUGCUUUGAACGGUCGUGAGGUCAAAGCCAUUCUCAUGCAACGUUUAAUCAAGGUCGACGGAAAGGUCCGUACUGAUAACACUUUCCCUACUGGUUUCAUGGAUGUCAUUAGCAUUGAAAAGACUGGUGAACACUUCCGUCUUGUCUAUGAUGUUAAGGGACGUUUCACCGUUCACCGUAUCACUGCUGAAGAAGCCAAGUACAAGCUUUGCAAGGUCAAGCGUGUGCAAUUGGGUGCCAAGGGUAUUCCCUUCCUCGUCACUCAUGACGGCCGCACUAUUCGUUAUCCUGAUCCUUUGAUCAAGGUCAACGACACCAUCAAGCUCAACUUGGAAACUAACAAGAUCGAAGGAUUUAUCAAGUUCGAUACUUCUGCCCAAGUCAUGGUCACUGGUGGCCGUAACAUGGGUCGUGUUGGUACCAUUAUUCACCGUGAACACCACCUUGGUUCUUUUGAAAUCAUUCACGUCAAGGAUGCCUUGGACCGUGAGUUUGCUACCCGUCUUUCCAACGUCUUCGUCAUUGGUGAGACCAACAAGAGCUGGAUCUCUUUGCCCAAGGGCAAGGGUGUCAAGCUUAGCAUCACUGAAGAGCGAGACCGCAGACGUGCUCUUAGGGGAAUUGCCUAAAAUUUUUCAAUGUAGUAUCGGUAAUAAAAUUAACUUUACAUAAAACAGUUUUAUUGAUCAUUUGUACAAGAAAUAAUUUUCUUUCUAUUUUCUGUAGUGAUUGACAGUUUGGAA
This is a messenger RNA of Schizosaccharomyces cryophilus OY26, 2636 nucleotides long. Its product is annotated as 40S ribosomal protein S4. Bases 1734 to 2522 code for a protein of 262 amino acids. Gene Ontology annotation, cellular component: ribosome; cytosolic small ribosomal subunit. The transcript has a single exon. The record is from RefSeq and is a predicted model, not a curated record. Lineage: Eukaryota; Fungi; Ascomycota; Schizosaccharomycetes; Schizosaccharomycetales; Schizosaccharomycetaceae. Gene Ontology annotation, biological process: translation. Gene Ontology annotation, molecular function: RNA binding; structural constituent of ribosome.